This is a messenger RNA of Fragaria vesca subsp. vesca, 1501 nucleotides long. RefSeq names its product WD repeat-containing protein 82-B-like. The coding region runs from base 1 to 1110 and encodes 369 amino acids. Gene Ontology annotation, molecular function: protein binding; chromatin binding. The record is from RefSeq and is a predicted model, not a curated record. Gene Ontology annotation, cellular component: Set1C/COMPASS complex. The transcript is spliced from 10 exons. NCBI's taxonomy places the organism in Eukaryota, Viridiplantae, Streptophyta, Magnoliopsida, Rosales, Rosaceae.
AUGUCCUCUGCUGAGCUCCGCAUUCAGUUCCAUAAACCAAUUCUGGUUUUGCUCUCUGUGAAAACGAAGCGGGCAUUCAGAAUGAUGAAGACGUCAUCGCUGACGGAGCUGGAUGACGAAACGGUGCGCAGCAUGGCCAUUGGUGCCGUCUUCUCCGACUUUGGAGGAAAGAUAAACUCACUCGAUUUUCAUCGAAAGGAGGAUUUACUUGUUACUGCUAGUGAGGAUGACUCUGUGCGGCUCUAUGACAUUGCAACUGCCAAGUUGCUAAAGACUACAUAUCAUAAGAAACACGGAGCAGAUCGCAUAUGCUUUACUCAUCACCCAAGCUCUGUGAUAUGCUCUUCAAGAUACAAUUUGGAUUCUACCGGAGAAUCACUGCGGUAUUUGUCAAUGUAUGAUAACAGAUGCCUUCGCUACUUCAAGGGCCAUAAAGAGAGAAUUGUUUCAGUCUGUAUGUCUCCUAUCAAUGAUAGCUUCAUGUCUGGUUCAUUGGAUCACAGUGUCCGAAUAUGGGAUCUUCGUGUAAAUACAUGCCAGGGAAUUUUACAUCUACGUGGUAGACCUACAGUGGCCUAUGACCAACAAGGUCUUGUUUUCGCUGUAGCUAUGGAAGGGGGUGCUAUCAAAUUGUUUGAUUCACGCUCGUAUGACAAGGGCCCAUUUGAUACCUUUUUAGUUGGUGGAGAUACAGCUGAAGUUUGCGACAUAAAAUUUAGCAGCGAUGGCAAAUCAAUGCUCCUCACCACUACAAACAAUAACAUCUAUGUUCUUGAUGCCUAUGCAGGAGAUAAGCGAUGUGGUUACAGCGUGGAACCAUCUCCAAAUACGAGUAUAGAGGCAACAUUUACCCCAGAUGGCCAGUAUGUACUCUCAGGUUCUGGAGAUGGAAAUUUGCAUGCCUGGAGCAUCGACAGGCGGAAUGAGGUUGCAAGCUGGAACAGCCAUAUUGGAGUCCCAUCAUGUUUAAAGUGGGCUCCUCGCAGAGCUAUGUUUGCAGCUGCUUCGACUGUUCUCACCUUUUGGAUACCCAACGAUUCAAACGCUGCUCCUGCCGUUAUGGACACUGAACCCUCGGCAGGUACCGAAUCACAACAUCUAUUUCAAUGAAGUAGAUGCCUGAGCAUGCAGAUGGCUCUUCUGUACGUUUGUGUUGUGCUAUUAUAAUACAUCUUGUAGCGAUGUCAGUACUACAUUCAAGAAGAUGGUCAUGGUUGUUUCAGUUCGUUUUGGUUUAAAUAGGCAUCAUACUGUUCCCAAUACCAAGGUUUACGAACGUAUCAGUGUCCGAGGUUUAAAACAAUCCAGCACUUAGAUACAUCUGAGUGAAAAUCCCGCGAUAAAAUCGACCAGUGAGAAAUAAUCUAGUACAAAAACAUUAGAUUAUAUUGAUAGAAAUAUAUAGAAAUACCAAGAAUGGUCGAUUGGUGUAUCUGCGGUUGUGUGAAGUACUCUGAACAUUUGCUCAUGGGAAUAUAGCUAGCUAUCCAAUUUUUUGUUC